Sceloporus undulatus (fence lizard) is the source of this 4931-nucleotide messenger RNA. RefSeq names its product transmembrane protein 132E (gene TMEM132E). The record is from RefSeq and is a predicted model, not a curated record. Lineage: Eukaryota; Metazoa; Chordata; Lepidosauria; Squamata; Phrynosomatidae. The transcript has 9 exons. The coding region runs from base 606 to 3773 and encodes 1055 amino acids.
GAGGAGGGUGUGGGUUCAGGGGGAGAGGAGGGGAGGCUUUGCUUGGCCCCCCAACAAGGAAGGGACCCCUUCCCCAAACCCUGGCUCUUCCUCCGGAUCCGAACCCAGGGCCUCUUGGACAAAGAAGGAGACGAAGAAGAAGAAGAAAGAGAGGGAGAAGCUCGCCUUGGAUCUAUCUUUGCCCGGUUUCUCUCCAAGCCCCCCUUUUCCUCCUUUGAAUCUCUCCUCUUUUACCUUCCUUCCUUCUCUCCAAAUCCUGCUUUGGUCCCUGCAGAGGGAUCCCUUGCCAUCGCAGCUCCCUCGCAAGCCCUGCCUUUUGGCCAUUGCAAAUGCUGCUUUUGGGGCCAUUGCAAUCCCUCGCAUCCCUUUGAAGACUCCUUUUGGAAAAGACCCCCCCCCACUUUUCCUUCCAGAUUGCAAGCCCCCCAACUAUAAAUCCCUUGGGGUCUCUCUGGGGGGGUUCAGCCCCCCUUUUAGGAGGAGAUCUGGGGGGCUUCCAGGGGUCCAUACCGCUCCCUUGCCUCCCUCUUUUGGGGGGGCUGCCCUGGCUUGCUUUUGGGGCUCCCAGCUGAAGCCGGGGUCCUCCAUUUGCCCGGGAUUUUGCCAUGGCCAGGAACCACCGCCUUGGAGCCCUCCUCGCCUUCUUCCUCUGCUGCAUCUUCCUCUGCUUCGCUCAGGCCAAGGGAGUUCCCACCAGCUCCGAACCCCCUGAGACCUCCCAGCCUCCCGCAGCCGCCGUCCUUCCGGUGAGCUACCGCCUUUCCAACACCCGCCUGGCCUUCUUCCUCCGGGAGACACGGCAAUCUCCGCGCAGCAACGCUAGUGCUGGCCUCACGCGGUCGGAGCCCUUCGUCGUGUUCCAGACCAAGGAGCUCCCGGUCCUCAACAUCUCCUUGGGUCCGUUUGCCUCCGGCCAGGCCUUACCCAAGGAGCUCUUGCAGCCCUCCAGCACCCUGGAGGUGCCUGACCGCCUGACGGUGAACUGGAAAGUGCGGGCCUUUAUUGUCCGGACGCGGGUGCCAGCCAACCAGCCCACGGCCCAGGUGCUCUUCUACGUGGCCGGGCGCGACUGGGACGACUUUGACGCCACGGAGCAGCUGCCUUGCGUGCGGCUCCAUGCCUUCCGCGACGCCCGUGAGCUUCGGGCCUCUUGCCGCCUACGGAGCAGCCUGGCAUCCUGCUUGGCACAAGCGGAGCUCCCCCUGGCCUGGUUCGAGCCGUCCACUGUUCCUUUGGGGCGAAGGAAAGGACCGGAAGGGAUGGAGCCGGCUGGGGAUAUCCAACUGGUGGAACUCUAUUAUACCCUCCAUGCACCGGAUGGGAUGGGUGACUGUGGGAGUGAGCUGAUGGGGCGAAGGGGGGGCUCUGGGGCACGGACUGAGGGCCCCACGCAGCACCCGCUUCUCAGAAUUGGCAGCCUGAGGCUGGUCCAGCCGCCCCCAGCUCAGCCCUUCCAGGAGCAGCGCCUGGAUGAUAACCUCUUCGUCCGCCUGCCGGAGAGACCCCUCAAACCAGGCGAGGUGCUCAGCGUUGUCCUUUACUUAAUGGGCAACUCCACCGUGGAGCAGUUCACCCUCAGGGUGAAGGCCAAGAAAGGGGUGAACCUGCUCAUGACCAGACCCAGGCAUCCAAAAUGGCUGGUGAAUUCGGAGCUCCAGACGGGGAGCAAGCACUCCACGUCCAGCGUCGACGUGGCCUGGAUCGGCGGUGGGCAGACCAGGGAUGAGGAGUCGCCCUACGAGGUCAUGCAGCUGGACUUCGAAAUGGAGAACUUCACCAGCCAGUCGGUGACGCGGAGAAUCAUGUGGCACGUGGAUUACCGGGGCCGCAGUCCGCCGCCUGACCUGGAGAAGGCUGUGACCGAGCUGACCGUCAUCCAGAGGGACAUCCGGGCCAUUCUGCCCCUGGCUAUGGACACAGAGAUCAUCAAUACGGCCAUCUUGACCGGGCGGACGGUGGCCAUCCCCGUGAAGGUCAUUGCCAUCGAGAUGACGGGGGCCGUCUUGGAUGUUUCCGGAGCCGUGAAGUGCAAGUCUAGCAAUGAGGACAUCAUCAAGGUGUCCAACGGGUGCGACUAUGUCUUUGUGAGCGGCAAAGAGUCCAGGGGCUCCAUGAACGCCGGUGUCUCCUUCGGCUAUGAGCACCUGUCGGCCCUCCUAGAGAUGACCGUCUGGGUGCCCCGGCUCCCGCUGCACAUCGAACUGUCUGACCCUCGGCUGAGCCAAGUCAAGGGAUGGAGGGUCCCCAUCUUACCUGACCGGAGGUCAGUCCGGGAGAGCGAGGAUGACGAAGAGGAGGAAGAGCGGCGCCAGAGCCGAGGCUGCGCCCUCCAGUACCAACACGCCUCCCUGCAGGUCUUCACCCAGUUCCACACCACGUCCUCCGAGGGCACUGACCAGGUGGUCACCAUGCUGGGUCCCGAGUGGGCGGUGGAGGUCACGGACCUGGUCAGUGACUUCAUGAAGGUGGACGACGCCCGCGUGGCACGCCUGGUCGACAGCAACACCUUGGCCGGACGAGAGCCUGGCACCACCCUCUUCAAGGUGGUCUCUCCGCUCAUGGAGGCCGUUCUCGGGGAGACGCUGGUGACGGUGGCGGAUGAGAAGGUCAGCAUCACUGAACUGAAGGCCCAGGUCAUCUCCAACCUCUCCCUCUCCCUCCAUCCAAGCCCUGGAAACAGCCACACCAUCGUGGCCAAGACCACCGCCCAGCAGACCCUCAACUUCUCCAAGCAGGAGGCGUUCCUGAGCCUGUGGGUGUCCUACAGCGAUGGCACCACAUCCCCGCUCUCCUUGUAUGACCCGAAGGACUACACACUGGUGGUGACCAGCCAGGACCAGGCGGUGGUGUCAGUGGUACCAGAUGCAGCCUUCCCACUGGUCAAGGCCGAAGGCGAGGGGGCAGGCGAGCUGGUCAAGGCCGAGCUGAUGAUCUGUGAGGUCUGCCAGAAGACCAAGCGCAAGAGUGUCCUGGCCACCGCUUUGGCCGGCAUCCGCGUCCACUUCACCUCCGAGGAGGAGCCCACGUAUGACUACGAACCCGUCCAAACGCCAAGCAGACCCGGGCGAGAGAGAGGUGCCCCCGGGACCACGCCUCGAGUGGAAGUGGAGUGGCGCCUGGUGCCCAGCCAGGAGAGCCGGGUGCCCAGUGUUGUCCUCCCGACGGAGGAUUUCCCCACCAUCCCCACGGGGUACGUCCAGGUGCCUCGGGGGCUGACGGAUUUGGAGAUUGGUAUGUACGCCCUCCUGGGCGUCUUCUGUCUGGCCAUCUUGGUUUUCCUCAUCAACUGCAUUGUCUUUGUGCUCAAAUACCGGCACAAACGGAUCCCGCCGGAAGGGCAGACCAACAUGGAGCAUUCCCACCACUGGGUCUUCCUGGGCAACGGACAACCCUUGCGUGCCCAGAAUGACCUCUCCCCUCCGCCCGAGAGCCUUGGCAACCCGCUGGAGAACGUCCAGACUUGCUGCCACGGGGACCAUCACAGCAGCGGCGGCUCCUCGCAAACCAGCGUCCAGAGCCAGGUUCACGGACGCGGUGACGGCUCCUCGGGGGGCUCCACCAGGGACCAGAGCGAGGACCCCCUCAACUCGCCCACCUCCAAGCGCAAGCGAGUCAAGUUCACCACCUUCGCCACCAUGCCCUCCGAGGAGUUGGCAUACAACUCCAUCCCCAUCGCGGACGAGGAGGACUUGGAGUGGGUCUGCCAAGACAUGGGUCUCCAGGACCCCGAGGAGCUUCACAACUACAUCCACAGGAUGAAGGAGGUGGCGUAAUGGGUCAGAGGAGACGACGCGUAUGGGCCAAGUGGAGAGCGGAGCCCAAAGUCCGGGGCUCUCCUUCUGGGAUUUGAUUGUGGUGCCUCCUUCUGGCCUCCUUCUCCAUGGACAAGCUUGACUGGAGGCCCCUAAAGAGGAUGCCCCGAUGUCGGAUGGGGUGAAGCCUUUGGGCUUGGAGGGAGAGCAGUCUAUGGCCCGGCCCCCAUGAUGGCCAAACUGGGCCUGUGGAUGCUGAGCAUUACAAGCGGGUGUGGCUGGCACCGUUGAGUAUGCUAGGAGAUCCCGAGCCAUCUGUGUGGCAUUUGAGCCGGAGUGCAGAAUACGUCUUUGCACCUGGUUGGGAAUGUUACUCUUUGCCUUCCCAGAAAUCCACCGCUGCCUUUGCCACCUGUCUCUGGGAGGCAAACCUUGGGUUCCUCGGCUGUCGUUGGUCUUAUUUUUCUAAGCAUUUCUUUCUUGCACAAUAAAUGUUGACUCUUGGGAAAAACGAACACCAUUCAGGGAUUGGGUCCGAUCUGCAUGGAAUAAGCCUCCUGCUUGGGGUGGGCAUGGGAAAGAGAGGACUGAAGCGAGGACAGGAGACUGACCCCGGACUGUGGAUCCCGUUGGGCAUCUUAAACUCACUGUCAGCCCAUGGGGAGAGGCAGUUGGGGGGCACAAUGUGGGUCCCCUUUGCCCCUUCCCCUCUCUAGUGCCUAUGCUGCCCUCCUCAAGGUCCCGGUCCCGAUUCUUCCACGGUUGGGAUUGUUUACCUGAUAUGCAACUGGGCUUCCUAGAGAGCAAGAGCGGGUGGUGGGCGAAGGAGCAGAGACGCCAAAUUCCCCUCCCUGCCCCAAAUCCUUGGGUUCUUUGAGAGGAACACGCUCCCGUUUCUGGCUUGUUUGCGCUCGAAGGCCCAGAGAAUUGGCCACCAUGCCAUGUCCCCUCCUCUGGGUUUCAAAAAUGCUGCUAGUCCCUAGUGAGGUCUCACAGAGGCGGCUGUCUCCACACUGUGAGCAUUCCCCUUCUUGGACUUGGGGCCAGAGAGACUUUGGGGUCAGGCUUCGGACGAAGAGCCGAACGGAAGGAGAAGACGCAGCAGUGGUCUUGUUUGUGGUCAAGUGUACAAGGGGACAACUGGAGUUCACUCUUUUGUAUUAAAAGGAAAAAAAUUAC